This is a messenger RNA of Salvia hispanica, 735 nucleotides long. RefSeq lists its product as uncharacterized. NCBI's taxonomy places the organism in Eukaryota, Viridiplantae, Streptophyta, Magnoliopsida, Lamiales, Lamiaceae. The record is from RefSeq and is a predicted model, not a curated record.
AUGCCUCCGCUUACGAAGUGCAUGGUUGCGCUUCGUCAGUUGGCCUACGGCACCACGACGGACAUGUUCGACGAACAUCUUCACGUUGGGGAUACAACUGGCCGGGAGUGUCUGGCAAAAUUUUGUGAGAGCGUGGUUGACGCCUUCGACACCACAUAUUUGUGCAAGCCGAAUGUCGAAGAUUCAUGGAAAGGCCAAUUUACCAAUGGGUAUAGGGGUACCCACCCAACGAUGAUCCUUGAAGCCAUCCUUGACCACCGUAUUUGGAUCUGGCAUGCUCACUUUGGCAUGGCGGGGUCAAACAACGAUAUCAACGUGUUGAACACGUCGAGUCUCUUCACCGAGCAAUGCAAUGGCAACGGUCUGCUUAUCGAGUUCACUACCAAUGGACGGCAGCAUCAUAUGGGGUACUACUUAGCCGAUGACAUGUAUCCGAGAUGGCCAGUCUUCUUGAAGACGAUCUCCUGCCCAACGGAUCCGAGGAGCAGGGGCAAAGCUACGUUGGGGCUUGGGGGGCCCAAGGGCCCCCCAGCCAUUGAAAUUUCCGCUGUAAAACCACAGCUUUAUAUCGCCAAUGUCAUGUACGCGUGCAUCAUCUUGCACAACAUGAUUAUUCACGAUGAAGGUACAAGAGCUGGCGAUUGGUCCGACGAUGAAGCUGAAUCGAGCGUAGGUCAUACAACCCCGCCGUUCAUUCGGGGUUUACCUAUGGAGUCAAUGAGAGAUUACAAGUAG